UGUGCCCACCUCUCUACUCCUGUCUCUGCUGUCUCUGUGUCCUCUUUCUCUGUGUACAAGUGCAUUCUGACCAUUAUGCUUCGGUGGAAAGUUGAAAGACAGCUAACAAGCUACACCCAGCCAGUGCUCCUGAUGGGUGGGCGAGCAAAGUUCUAGGGCUGAGCGUUCCUUUCUCAGCGCCUGGCCACGCAGGCGCUCGCGGAUACCUGCCUGCUUGGCGGCGCAUCUGAAGAUUCGCAGCGGCGGAACAGUUGAGUCUCUCCAUCUGGCUACCAACCCACCCAAGCUUUCUUCUCCUCCAUCACCACCUUCCUGCCUCCCCCUCCUCCCCCUCCUUUCUGUCUUCCCUCUCCACCCCCGCCCCCAAUCUCCUCCUCUUUUUCUCACUACAAGCGGUUGCUGAUGCUGAAGCCGAGCGUCACUUCGGCUCCCACGGCAGACAUGGCGACAUUGACAGUGGUCCAGCCGCUUACUCUGGACAGAGAUGUCGCAAGAGCAAUCGAACUACUGGAAAAGCUGCAAGAAUCCGGAGAAGUGCCAGUCCACAAGCUACAGUCUCUCAAAAAGGUGCUUCAGAGUGAGUUUUGUACAGCCAUCCGAGAGGUGUAUCAAUACAUGCAUGAAACGAUUACUGUUAAUGGCUGCCCUGAAUUCCGUGCGAGGGCCACAGCAAAGGCAACAGUUGCUGCAUUUGCUGCCAGCGAAGGCCACUCCCACCCUCGGGUAGUUGAACUGCCAAAGACUGAUGAAGGCCUGGGUUUUAACGUCAUGGGAGGAAAGGAACAGAAUUCCCCAAUUUAUAUCUCCCGCAUCAUCCCCGGAGGAGUGGCUGAAAGACACGGAGGCCUCAAAAGAGGAGACCAGCUGCUAUCAGUGAAUGGAGUGAGUGUGGAAGGGGAGCACCAUGAGAAGGCUGUAGAGCUUCUCAAGGCUGCUAAGGACAGUGUGAAGCUGGUGGUCAGAUAUACCCCAAAAGUCCUGGAGGAGAUGGAGGCUCGAUUUGAAAAGCUGCGGACGGCUCGACGUCGGCAGCAGCAGCAACUGCUCAUUCAACAGCAGCAGCAGCAGCCACCACAGCAAAACCACAUGUCAUAGGCCCUUGAAGGAUUACUACCAAGGUCAAUCAUGCAACAGUCACAACUUUGGAACCGUGCUCCAGAAUCCCAGCACAUAGAAGAAGGGAAAGGCAACACGAGUAAUUCUACCAGUCACAACGCUGUGAACACGCGGUGUAUCCAUUAUUUACCAAGGCAAUUCAACAUCUUCCUCCUCCGGGCACCAGCCCCUCCCCUCCGUUCAUUGCUUUUUUACUCACUCAGAUGUUCCAUUCAUGGCACUGGAAACUCUUGGUGUGUUGAGGGAGAGAACUUUUUCCAGUCUGCAGACUGAAACUGUGUAAGAAUAAAGUCUGUGACUUUUGAACAAAUCACCAGGGCUAGGAUUAAGUGAAUCUUUGGUGUAAGGCUCUUCCAGAGAUUAUCAAACCCUUCAUUAGGCUAUAGUUCAAACUGCAUCAGUUCAAGGUUGUGGCCACUUCAAAGGAACCUACCCAUUGCCCCUGCCCUCACCCUUCCACGGUCUAUAUUGCUGAGCUGUCUGAAUUGGAAUUUGAUUUAACUGCAAAUUCAACCAUCAUUCUCUUGAAAACGCCAGGUUCUUUCCUCCAUAAUUACUUCAGAACUUGGAAACAGCUGGCUUUUUUUUUUUUAUUUUCCAUUUCUAUCAAUUUCUGAACACAUUAGCCAAAAUUUUUAUUUUAGGAUAUUUUAGCUGAACUUUUACUUUAUUAGAAGAGUGGGUUGGAACUCAAUGCUUUCCUUUUUAAUUUUUAUUAAUUUCAAAAGAACAUAAUGAAUAUUUAUUCCAUAAUCUACAUAAGACUGGAGUACAUACGUUAUAACUUGGUUCUUUGUUUGCCAAGGGCCAGCACUCUGGUAAGAGGUUAUUUCUUAUUUCCACUUUAUGAACUCAUCAUCACUUGAUAAGUUUACAUCUUGAUGUUUGUUUCUAUUGAUGAACUUUGGAGAAGUCUAAACCUAUCCUGCACACAUUGAUGUGCUUUCACAGAAGGCUAUUUGGUAUUUUAAAUCUUGAAGAUUUAUAAAAGUGAAUUCUAAUAUGUGCACAUAGAUAUACGUCCAAGGGGAUACACUUCACAUAAAGUUUAGAUCAGUCAACCUAAAUUCAAACUUUAUAUAUUUUUGACACUCUAUGAUUAAAGGUACUGGCCCUUUUACACUGAGGAAUGUGGAACCCAGUGAUGUCAGUAUUAGGAAUGACAGACAUUACUUUCUCCAAGGGAAAAUCUGUUUCAUUUUUGCAUAUUCCUAUUUGUAAAUAAGCAAUCAGAUUUUUCAACUUUCACAGAGAUUUAUUAGCGCCUCCUGUACACAGUAUUUUUUUAAUUUAGGGUAAAUCGAGGCACCUGAUCUGGUUUUCCAUAAUAUAAUGAGUAGGAAGCUAUAACUAUUUAGGCAGUUAAACACCUUAAGCACAAAAGUGUACACACACACACACACACACACACACACACACAAAUAACUGCUAGUUAAAGGAAGCAGACACACCACUGAAACAGAGUCAGAUAUUUUAAUAUGUCCUUUUUUUUUUCCAAAAGCAGAAAAUGGUUUCCAAAAAUACGAUGAAUUUGUUAUUUCAGAUAGUCCUCCAGCAUAGAAAUUUGUGAAGCUCAGCUUACAGGCCAUUUUCUUGAAACUAAACAACACCAAUUAGAUUUGCCCAGCAUGUUUUAUUUCACACCAUUGGGUGGUACUAUUGACAAUAGUAAUUUCUUACUGCUCCAGGUAGUGCAUCACCCAACAGGUGACAAACAGACAGAACCCAAGAGCUACUCCAAUUUAUUUCAACACUAUGCUGUUGUGGUAACAGGUUCCCAUCCUUGAAAACGUAUCGUUUUUACUAGAGAUUGGGGGAGGGGUCAGGUAGGACCCAGAAUGUUAUAUAAAAUAGGUCAAUAAAAGGGACAAGCAUGACAAAAAGAAAUAAGUGGAGACUAUAUGAGCAUUAUUCAGUUUGAAAGAUAGUUCUCAUUUUUAUAAAAAAAGUAAUAAACAUAUAUUUUAGUUAUCAUUUAACAAAAUUUUAAAGCUAUUCAGGAGUUGCUGCAAGACUCUCAUAAAAGGAAAUCAUCUUACCCUUAGAAUGAGAAAAUGAUCAUUUCAACAAGUUUCAGUACAUUGUAUAAAUUUGGAGUUUAAGAUGAAUGUUUUCACUUAGCUGUUAUGUGUUUAGUUAAUAAUCAAAAUUAACAUCUGGUUUCACAUCAGUACAAGUAUUGUCAGAAGCAACUAGGAAAUAAGCAGAUACUUCACACUGGUGUUUUCUAGAAGUCUUUGUAUUUCAUGCUUCAUUUGUACAGCAUGUAGUGCUGAUAAAUGUACACCAGGUUGUUUGUCGAAAUGAAGCAAUCCAUCAUUCGUACGAAGCCAAGGACAGGUUAGAUGUCUUCGUGGUCUUACAUAUAAAUGGCUGGUUCUCCUUCGUGAAGUUUAGCUUGCUGAAAUGUAAGCAUUUCCCUAAAACAGUAAUCAAAAGUGACACCCCUAAAGAUGUACAGAAGCCCCUGGUGUGGCUCUGAAGUUUCGCUGAAGCACGAUGGAAAAGGAAGAACAAAUUUCCUACAACCUUCUCUAUUCCCAGGAAUCACAUAUACAGCCAGCGACAUGUCUAAUGCCACACAUUAAAAGUAUUAUAGGCUGAUCUUCCACGCAGUUCAAUAUGAACAUAAUAAAUGGGGUGAUGAGAGUUAGGGAGACGUGGUUGUGACUUCUCAACAGGGGCCUGAUGAAGUGAAUGUCAGGUCUUUCCCUUGGUCAAGGUGGUGGACACUGAAACAAACUGUUGCUGCACCUUUUUUUUUUUCCUAAUAUGAUUUCUAAAAGCAAGCACAAAAGGCAAAAGAAUUCCCGAACCUUUUCACUGGAGCAUUUACAUUUUUUUUUUUUAUUCUGUUGCCAUUUGCAACAGAACAUCUGCAGGGAGAUAAUGAGCCUAAAUUACAAUCGACUCUGGAAGAAUAACAGACUUCUGUGUUCCUCAAUCAUGUCAUCAAUAGGGAAUUCUCUAGCGAUGAGAGCCACCAUUAUCUUUUAAGACAAUGCUACAAUCUAAAUGAAAAAAAAAAAACAAACUAUCAUUCAGGGGCUUGUUAAGAACCGGAGUUUGUGUCUAAAGACAAAUUACACCCGUUUACAAAUGCAGUUCCCAAAUGUGACAUCAAGCUGAUCUUAUUUCCUUUUACACAGACAUACAUUCAGGACUCCAAAUGUGAUAUAUUACUUUCAACAUCUCUUACUAUCUGUGGCUGUGUGAGUGCCUGCAUUUCUCACCUUUCAGCUGGGCUUUGUUUAAGCACUCACAGGCUAUAUGUAAGAGUGGCUUCAGACAAGAUAAUGACACAGAUUCAGAUCAUUCUGUGAGGAUUUGGGAAGACCUUCCACACCAUCCUAUCCUUCUUUAGACCUCAAACUCCAUAAGACCAAGUAAUUUGACUAUGGGCCCACAGAUGGGCUGGCACACUAUAGAAACUCAAUGAGUAUUUAAUGUUAAAUGAAUGAAUUAUAGAAGAGGAAGAUAAAUGAAUUAAUUUUGACUUCUGACUAACAUAUUCUAUUAGUUGGCAGGAAAAUGUUGCAUGCCAUAGCCAGAGGCAGACUUUCCUCUAAGAUACAACCUGGAAUCCAAUUAAAUUAAACAUCUCAAAGGUUCAAGGACCUUUAAGUCAGGAGCAGUGCUUGGGAAUUCAGAUUUAUAUAUAUAUAAUGAGUAAACUAAAUCUCUCUAGUUCUUUACAAAGGCCCUUGGAUAAUCUGGCAUGGGUCCUUCAUAUAUAUGGAACCUCAUUUCUCAAGUUUACACAGCCUAUGCUUUAGUUUAUUAUAAAAGAAGUUCUAUCAUCAAGCAUAUUAGAUUUCCCUGUGUUAUUUCUAUUUUUCAAAGGAAUUUGUGGUCAUUGAAAGCACCAUUUCUAAACUUUCUGUUUUCAAAUACCACUUUCUUUCAUCUUUGAUUCCUAGAAUAGACCUGAGCUAGAAAUUUCUCAUGUGCCACCUGCCUCCCAAACCUUUCCAUGUAUGUAUGUAUUUAACAAAUAUUUCUGUCUUUUUGGUGCAUGCUAGAAUCUAGAAAUGUGAUGUGACCCAAGUCAAAUGUAAUUCCACCCUAAGGCUUGCUCUGAUGAAUUCCUUAGUGCUUGUUCUGGCCGAACUAGUUUAUCAUCCGCUGCAUCCUCUUCACAUAUGCUAGAACAGCAAACCAUCAACCCAUGGGAACCAGGAAAUGCUUUCUGAAUACAUAGACUUAGGUCAGCUUGCUUUUCUGAACAUACCACUCAAAUUUGCUUAUCCAUUAAGCAGAGUUACAACCCAGUGAGGCAGGCAGUUUUAGCAGUUUUAACAGUUUUAACGUUGUGUCGGUCCCUACCAGGUAGCAGCUUCUGUGCUCAGUGCUUGCAUAAACUUCUCUCCACAAAGCUCUCUUCACUAGGCUCCAUUUACACACAAGAAACCUGAAGCACAGAGGCAUGACUCUUCCAUGGUCCCCAAUUGCCUGUUGGAGUUGGGGUUAGAACCCACGAAGUCUGACACAAUGGUUCAUAUGCUAACCAUUAUCUGUGGGCUUUGGGGACACUAUUACAGUAAAAUGAAUGAGGCAUUUUAUAGAGAAUUGCUUUUAUUUUAAGUAUUAACUAAAAAUAUUAGUAAAUUAUAAAUCAUCAUAGUCAGCAAAUCACAUCAGAAACAAAAAGCAGGGUGAGAACUGAACCUUACAUUAUGCCAUACUCUCAUGAACAAUAUAUCAGCCAGGGACAUGCAUACAUGUUGAGAUCCGGAAAAUUCCUAUUUGUGAAAAUGUUUUGAAGACUUCAGAAUUAUUUAUUGUCAGCCACUGUGUCUAUUUGGUGCUACAAAAACCGAAAGAACAAAACUCCCUGCUUUAAGGGCUUAUAAAUACACAGUGUGGAGAAGAACCAAGGAUAUUUCAUAUUCGUAGGGAAGGAUUGGCCGACUGUGCCGUUUUUUGUUUUUUUUUUAUUUUCACCAUUGCACGUACAUUCCUGUCUUUCCAAUUGUUUCAUUGUUUUUAUGAAAGAGCUGCAAAAUUGUGCAGUGGUUCAACCUGACCAAAGUAGUAUUAUGCUGCUGGGAAGUAAAUGUGUUAGACACCA
Messenger RNA from Meriones unguiculatus (Mongolian gerbil), 6187 nucleotides. It is a transcript of the gene Lin7a, whose product is annotated as lin-7 homolog A, crumbs cell polarity complex component. Gene Ontology annotation, biological process: maintenance of epithelial cell apical/basal polarity; neurotransmitter secretion; protein localization to basolateral plasma membrane. Gene Ontology annotation, cellular component: synapse; MPP7-DLG1-LIN7 complex; cell-cell junction. The coding region runs from base 403 to 1095 and encodes 230 amino acids. The record is from RefSeq and is a predicted model, not a curated record. Gene Ontology annotation, molecular function: L27 domain binding. Lineage: Eukaryota; Metazoa; Chordata; Mammalia; Rodentia; Muridae. The transcript has 6 exons.